AAGGCACAAGCCCAGCCCAGACCCGGGGACUCACCGCGCUGCUGAGUUCCUAUUUUUCCGAAAGGACAUUCGUAAUUAUAAAGAGGAACCGAGUGCGACCCACGUAGAGCGCUUUAUUUUACGUAUAUUCUUUUUUUUCUGGAUUUCAGAUGACUUUAUAGCGCGUAUUUAUCAUAUUUUUCUCUGCUUUUUGGUUUGGAUUUACGAAGGGCGUGUAUGUGAUCUGUGUCGGGAGUUUUGUCUCCUGACUGUACUUCGAUACAUUGAGGAAUGACAUCAACUGGAAAAUAACAGCGAAUCGCAUGAAUGGAGAACAUGGAAAUCAACGUUCUGGAGAAUAAUUUUGAGAAGAAACUAACACUAACGGAAAAAUGCGCCCCCUCCCCCCUGGCCUCCCCCCUCCAGAGCCCCGCCCUGAGGGAGCUGCAGAGUCCAGGAGACUCGGCCAUCACAGACCUCUCCCCCAACACAGACUCAUGCCUGCUGUCCAGCCCAGAGCCCUCCACCAGGACCGACGCCCCCGCGGGCACCCCGGCCCCCCCAUGCACGCCGGGCACCCAGGGCACCAGCACCAGCCCGCAGCCGAGGAAAGAUGGGAUGAACUCUGAGCAGAGACAGAAGCUGGCCAAGGAGCGGAGAGAGGAGCGCACCAAGUAUAUAGAACAGCAGACCCAGCUGCAAGCGGCUAAGAAGGCCCAGUGGCUGGAGAAGGAGGAGAGGGCUCGCCGCCUGAGGGACAGCCAGCUGGAGGAGCGCAGGAGGAGGCUGGAGGAGCAGAGGCUGAAGACAGAGAGACGCCGGGCGCUCCUGGAGGAGAAACAGCAGCAGAAACUAGAGAAGAACAAGAAGCGCUAUGAACAGGCCAUCAAGAGGUCCACCAAGAAGACAUGGGCAGAGAUCCGCCAGCAGAGAUGGUCCUGGGCCGGGGGCCUGAACCAGACCUCCCGCAGGGAAAGCCGGUGUUCAGCCUCCACAGUCAACCUGCCGAGGCAGCUGGAGCCUGUCAUUAACAGCAGGCUGUCCAAGUCGUCCGCCACGCUGUGGAACUCCCCCAGUAGAACCCGCAGCCUGCGUCUGAGCCCGUGGGAGAGCAGGAUCGUGGAGCGCCUCAUGACCCCCACGCUGUCCUUCCUGGCUCGCAGCCGCAGUGCCGCCACCCUGCUCAACACCAGCGACUCCAACUCCCAGCAGUGCUCUCGGUCUGCCUCGGCCAGCCCCCUGACCGCCUGCUCCCACCUGCACCACCGCCACCCAGACCGCCACGCCCCCCCCGAUCGCUGGAGGGUCUCUGCCAGCACGCCCGACAUCACCCAGCGCCCUCGCCGUCGCAACUCUACUCCACUGGAGAAGAAGAACAAGGAGAAGAAAGACAAGGAAAGGGAGAAUGAGAAAGAGAAGAACGCUCUCUCCAAGGAGAAGGUGCCAAAGCAGAAGCCACCCUCUUCCUCCAGAUCCAGGCCAGAGGCCAGUGUUCCUAAACCCAAGAAAAGACCCCCAUCCCCUGGGGCCCCCAAAAGCAGGCCCCUGUCUCCCUGCCCCCCUGUGGCCCCCAGGACCCCCUCCACAGGCACCAAGACCCGCCCCAAACGCGCCUCUACCCCCGCCAGGAUACCGGCACAGACCGUCACCACCGUUCCUGUGGAAACAAACAGAAAGCCACGUCUCCUCGACAGCCCCGGAGACACAAAAACAGGCUCCAGUGCUGUUCCUGCCGUCUUGGUCUCUGCCCCACCCACCCCCCCGUCCCUGACUGUCCCAGUCACAGUUAGCCCCUCCUCCCCAGAGCCGGCUGCCUCGACUGCCCCAGCUAGCCCCCUUACACCUGUGGUUACAGCAGUUCCAGUUGAACUACCUGCCCCUUCACCUGCCCCUGCCCAGCCCUCCAAGCCCUCUGCCCCUGCACCUGCCGAGCCCUCCAAGCCCUCUGCCCCUGCACCUGCCCAGCCCUCCAAGACCCCUUCCCCUACACCUGCACCUUCCUUCAGGCCCUCAGCCCCUGCCCAGUCCUCCAAGCCCUCUGCCCCUGCCCCUGCCCAGCCCUCCAAGCCCUCUGCCCCUGCACCUGCCCAGUCCUCCAAGCCCUCUGCCCCUGCCCCUGCCCAGCCCUCCAAGCCCUCUGCCCCUGCACCUGCCCAGCCCUCCAAGCCCUCUGCCCCUGCCCAGCCCUCCAAGCCCUCUGCCCCUGCACCUGCCCAGCCCUCCAGGCCCUCUGCUGGUACCAACGACCCGGAGGAGGCGGCUCGUGCGCUGGCAGAGAAGCGUCGUGUUGCCCGGGAGCAGAGGGAGAGAGAGGAGCAGGAACGCCAGGAGCAAGAACUGAGAAACAGGGCCCUGCGCGAGGAGGGCAAGGCUCGCGAGGCAGAGGAGAGGAGGCGCAGGGAGGAGGAGGCGCGGGUGAUGGUGGAGGAGCAGAGAGCCAGGGACCAGGCUCAGCAGCUGCAGGAGGAGAACGACAGGCUGCAGAAACAGAGAGACGAGGCAGAGGGGAAGGCUCGCCAGGAGGCAGAACGGCAGCGUCUGGAGAGAGAGAAGCACUUCCAGAGAGAAGAACAGGAACGCCUGGAGAGGAAGAAGCGCCUGGAUGAGAUCAUGAAGAGGACUCGCAAGAGCGACGCAGGAGAAAAGAAGGACACAAAGUCGUCAUCUCAGCUCAAUGGCAAGGACAACAGUUCAGACACAGAGAUCAAUCAAGCACCAGGAAGCCUGCAGAGCCCUUCAGAGUUAUUGGAUAGCAGUCCAGCAGACAUGAACCAAUCACAAGGAGGGUCUGGCUCUGUGCUGAAUGGUGUUCAACCUAUCAAACAACAGAACGGCCUGUCAUCCAAUGGAGAAGCAGCUGACUUUGAGGAGAUCAUUCAGCUGUCCAAUCACAGUGGGAAGAGCACGUUGGGGUCAGAUGACCAGCAGAGUGACCCAAUCCUGGCUCUGGAGGGAGAGGAGCCCUUCCUGAGGAAGACCAGCCCCAUGAAGCCUCAGCAUGUUGCAGAGGUCCUGUGAGUGCCCAUGCUGUAGGGCGACCCUGGUGGACCCUAACCCUGACCCUGUGACUAGAGAGCAGCAGCUGCUCAGGAGGACGUGUGCCAAACAAACACACAAACAUCCACACCACACACACGAGGAGGAGGGGACACACAUCCACACACACCAGGAGGAGGAGGGGACAAACAUCCACACACACCAGGAGGAGGGAAAACAGAAAGAAAACUAAACUCAUUACAAAAUGAACAAAAAAUUUGCUAACUAAUGUAAACAUUUUCAUUCUCCUUCACUGCCUCUUACAGUCCAAGAUUUGUUCAAAUGUCACAUGCAGAUUUUGGUGCACCUUAAAUGACUGACAAUACAAGGCCUGAAAAUACACAGUAUUAGAUCAUGGUUGUUAUUAUCAUUAUUGUUGACGUUAUAAUAUUACUAUUGUUAUCUUAAAUUGAACAAAGUGUGUGUUGUUUCUUUUUGUCUUGAAUCAUUGAGCUUAUUUAAUGUGUGAAACAUUGUAAGGAUAGGCCACAAAUACUGUAUGUAAAUGUGUAUGAUCUUGGCUCUGUGGAUUAAAGCUUUAUGAAAGAGAUGUCUGCUUUUCUGUUAGUCAAGCAGGAUUUGAUCGUUUGAGGAAACACUCGUUAGCUGCGAGUUGCUUAAUUUCAUUAAUAAAAGAAGAACUUAGUGUU
This is a messenger RNA of Hypomesus transpacificus, 3665 nucleotides long. Its product is annotated as ensconsin-like. Gene Ontology annotation, cellular component: microtubule cytoskeleton. The record is from RefSeq and is a predicted model, not a curated record. NCBI's taxonomy places the organism in Eukaryota, Metazoa, Chordata, Actinopteri, Osmeriformes, Osmeridae. Bases 307 to 2997 code for a protein of 896 amino acids. The transcript is spliced from 18 exons. Gene Ontology annotation, biological process: microtubule cytoskeleton organization.